This is a messenger RNA of Scleropages formosus (Asian bonytongue), 1573 nucleotides long. RefSeq names its product MYD88 innate immune signal transduction adaptor (gene myd88). Gene Ontology annotation, molecular function: TIR domain binding; Toll-like receptor binding. Gene Ontology annotation, biological process: Toll signaling pathway; MyD88-dependent toll-like receptor signaling pathway; innate immune response. The record is from RefSeq and is a predicted model, not a curated record. Gene Ontology annotation, cellular component: plasma membrane. The transcript is spliced from 5 exons. The coding region runs from base 450 to 1310 and encodes 286 amino acids. NCBI's taxonomy places the organism in Eukaryota, Metazoa, Chordata, Actinopteri, Osteoglossiformes, Osteoglossidae.
UGAAAAAAGAGGAAACGCUCCAGCCAUUAGCGCGCGCUCCCUCGGUUACGCUUGGUGGAUAAGAGCGAAUCAGUUCACAAGUUUAGUUGCUGUUGUUCUUUCUGUCGGAACACACACACUUCCUCCAGCGAGUUAGUAUCUUCGUCGCAGGAUUGUGUUGAGUUCACCGUCUUUGCGGUGAGUUUUGCGCGAAAACGCGUUAGUGAGUCAGUCAGUCAGUCAGUCAGUGAGUGAGUGAGUAGACGACACGUCACGGCGGACGUCUCUUGGUUUGGAGACUUCAUAUGUAAUAUAAUAAUUUAUAAAUUAUACUGCUGAAAUCGCAAAGAUUGAGAAAAUUUCAAGUAAAGCAGCUCCGAGACUCUGCCUUCCAGUUGCACAGGAGGCGAAAUUGUGAGGAGCAGGACGGGUCCAGUUUACGUUCGCGCGUCGUCGUCGUCGUCAUCAUCAUGUCCGCUGCGAGCGAGAAGCCCAUCGACUUCGAUCGCGUUCCUUUAGUCGCGCUGAACGUGACGGUGAGAAAAAAUCUCGCGCUUUACCUAAACCCACGCAAUGCCGUGGCCGCGGACUGGCAAUCUCUGGCCGAGAUGAUGGGCUUCAGCUACCUGGAGAUUCAAAACUACGAACGACAGGAGAACCCCACGGAGAAGAUACUAGAAGCCUGGAAAGGCCGAUGCCCUGAUGCCACUGUGGGGAAGUUACUGUCUAUGCUGAGAAAGGUGGAGAGACAUGAUGUGCUUCUGGAUCUGAAGAUAACCAUUGAGGAGAACUGCAGGAGGUACCUGAGAGAGCUGGAAGCCCCUGUGCAGGUGCCGGUGGUGGACAGCUGUCAGCCCCGAACAGAAGAGAGAAAGGGCAUCACCAUGGGGGAUGAUCCGCUUGGCAACAUGCCGGAGCUGUUUGAUGCCUUCAUUUGCUACUGCCAGAGUGACAUAGAGUUCGUCCACGAAAUGAUAAAGCAGCUUGAACAAUCUGACAGGCCACUGAAACUAUGCGUGUUUGACCGAGAUGUCCUCCCAGGCACCUCUGUGUGCACCAUUGCUAGUGAGCUCAUUGAGAAGAGGUGUAAGAGAAUGGUGGUGGUGAUUUCAGAUGACUACCUGGAAAGUGAUGACUGUGACUUCCAAACCAAAUUUGCGCUGAGCCUCUGUCCAGGAGCACGGACCAAACGGUUGAUUCCAGUUGUGUAUAAGCCAAUGAAAAAGCCAUUCCCAAGCAUUCUGCGUUUCCUGACUAUCUGUGAUUACACCAAGCCAUUUGCCCAGGGCUGGUUCUGGAAACGUCUGGCUGCCGCCCUCUCUCAGCCAUGACUACUGUUACACCAACCCAGUAGAGGCAAAAGAAGGUGAACUGGUAUGACUCCAGAUCCUUCAAGGAUAAAAGGGGGAAAAAAAAUGUCACCAUCCAUGGAUGUGGUGGCAUUUCAUAUUCUCUCCACUCAUGAACUUCCCAGCAUCCUUUGCAACCAAAUGAGAGAAUUCCUUCCAUAUCAUGCAGAGACAGUUCUUAACUACAUGUUAAGGGAUAUUCUUUCUUUUGUUUCUGGUAGAAACAAUACUUAUAUAUUUGGUAC